CCUAUUUCCAGUCGAAAUGUCAUCUACCGCCGCCAAAAAAGACGUGAAAAGCUCGGCUGUUCCAGUCACUGCUGUCGUUGAGAAGAAGGAAUUCGAGGAGGAAGAAUUUGAGGAAUUUCCGGUUCAGGAAUGGGCUGAGCGUGCCGAAGGAGAAGAGGAUGAUGUGAACGUUUGGGAGGAUAAUUGGGAUGAUGAGACUCAUGAAAGCGAAUUUUCGAAGCAAUUGAAGGAGGAACUCCGCAAAUCUGGACACCAAGUCGCCUAAAUUUCCGAUUUUUCGCCCAUUUUUUUUUUGCUCUAAAAAUUUCCGAUUUUUCCCAUUUUCUCCCGUUUUUCCCCAGUUUCGCCGUAAAAAAUGCUCAUUUUUGAGCAUUUUUCCCCAAUUUUUUGCGAUUUUUUUCCUAAUUUAUUCUCCAUCACAAUUUUCCGCCGCUUUUCCUCAUUUUUUACCCCUUUUUUUGUGAAAAUUUUGGAUUUUAUCCAUAUUUCCUCCCUUCUGAAAUGUAAAAUGAACUCAAUUUUUGCGGAAAAAAUUAUUUAAAAUUUU
Caenorhabditis elegans is the source of this 547-nucleotide messenger RNA. It is a transcript of the gene dss-1, whose product is annotated as putative 26S proteasome complex subunit dss-1. Bases 17 to 265 code for a protein of 82 amino acids. Gene Ontology annotation, cellular component: cytoplasm; proteasome regulatory particle, lid subcomplex; nucleus. The record is from RefSeq and is marked reviewed. Gene Ontology annotation, biological process: mRNA export from nucleus; proteasome assembly. NCBI's taxonomy places the organism in Eukaryota, Metazoa, Nematoda, Chromadorea, Rhabditida, Rhabditidae. The transcript has 2 exons.